AUGCAUUUCUUCCCGUGGGGAUUUUGGCUUCUGUGUGUCGCCGCCUCCUCGGCUCGGGGUGACAGUGGCAGCAAAGCGAAGAGCUGCACCGAGGUCCGGCAGUUUUAUGCGACCAAAGGAUUCAGCCUGCACGGGGUACCCCAGGCGGAGAUCUCAGGGGAACACCUGAGAAUCUGCCCGCAGGGCUACACCUGCUGCACCAGCGAGAUGGAGGAGAAUUUCGCAAAAAAAAGCCAAAGUGAAUUUGAAGACAUGAUGACAGAAGCCAGCCGCUCUGCACAGGUGACCCUAACAUCUCAGUACAAAAACUUUGAUGGUUAUUUCCAGGAUUUGUUGAACAAGUCAGAGAAGGCCCUCUAUGACACUUUUCCUAGCACAUAUGGAGAGCUGUACAGCCAGAACGUCAAGCUCUUCAAGGACUUGUACAGCGAGCUGCGGCGCUAUUACCGGGGCUCCAACAUCAACCUGGAAGAGGCCCUCAACGAGUUCUGGACGCGCCUGCUGGAGCGCCUCUUCAAGCUGAUGAAUCCCCAGUACCACAUCACUGACGAGUACCUGGACUGCAUGGUGAAACACUCCGAGCAGCACAAGCCCUUUGGAGAAGUUCCGAGGGACCUGAAACUGAAGGCGACGAGAGCUUUCAUCGCAGUGCGCUCCUAUGUGCAGGGGCUUAGCGUGGGCAGUGAUGUUGUCAAAAAGGUCUCUCAGGUGUCUCUUAGCCAUGAGUGCACUCGUGCCAUAAUGAAGCUGGUGUACUGUCCGUAUUGCCGGGGCAUGUCUAGUGUGAAGCCGUGCAACAACUACUGUCACAACGUCAUGAAGGGCUGCCUGGCCAAUCAAGCAGACCUGGACACGGAAUGGAGGAACCUGAUUGAUUCUAUGCUGCUGGUGGCUGACCGGUUUGAUGGACCAUCCAAUGUAGACACUGUAAUUGGUACCAUUCACACCCGGAUUGCUGAAGCCAUUUCUAACAUGCAGGAAAACAGAGAGUCUAUCACAGCCAAGGUUUUCCAAGGUUGUGGAAAUCCCAAAAUCAGCACAAAAGCAUCCAGUGGAGAGGAUAAGAAAAGAAGGGGAAAAGCUGUCACCGACGAUAAAUCCUCAGGGCUUGGACUGGAGAAGCUAGUUUCUGAUGCCAAAGGGAAGCUGAGAGAUAUCAAGGAUUACUGGGUUGCCCUUCCAAGCACACUUUGCAAUGAGAAAAUAACAUCCGGCUCGGUGAAUGAGGACAAGUGCUGGAACGGAAUGGCCAAGGGGAGGUAUUUACCAGAGGUGAUGGGAGAUGGUCUGGCCAAUCAGAUUAAUAAUCCAGAGGUAGAGGUGGACAUCACCAAGCCAGAUAUGACCAUUCGUCAGCAAAUCAUGCAGCUGAAGAUCAUGACAAACCGACUGCGCAAUGCUUACAAUGGGAAUGAUGUGGACUUCCAGGAUGCUAGUGAUGACAUCAGUGGCUCUGGGAGCGGUGAUGGCUGCCCUGAUGAGGUCUGCGGCAAAAGACUUUCCAAGAACCCCAGCACCAGGCAGCCAGAAGUACAUGCUAUUCCUAACCAGUCUGGACGUGGCAUAAAUGGGGCCAGCAGCAAAUUUUUGCCUUCCUCCUUCCUAAUCUUCCUUUCUGUGGCUGUUAUUGCAACGCAAUACUUGCGGCGGUAACUUACUUGCACAGCCAUGAAAGAGACUGUGGCUG
Messenger RNA from Emys orbicularis (European pond turtle), 1687 nucleotides. It is a transcript of the gene GPC1, whose product is annotated as glypican 1. The record is from RefSeq and is a predicted model, not a curated record. Gene Ontology annotation, biological process: regulation of protein localization to membrane; cell migration; negative regulation of fibroblast growth factor receptor signaling pathway. The coding region runs from base 1 to 1653 and encodes 550 amino acids. Gene Ontology annotation, cellular component: cell surface; plasma membrane; synapse. The transcript has 9 exons. Gene Ontology annotation, molecular function: fibroblast growth factor binding. Lineage: Eukaryota; Metazoa; Chordata; Testudines; Emydidae.